Eurypyga helias (sunbittern) is the source of this 1092-nucleotide messenger RNA. It is a transcript of the gene AGPAT3, whose product is annotated as 1-acylglycerol-3-phosphate O-acyltransferase 3. Gene Ontology annotation, cellular component: endomembrane system; endoplasmic reticulum. The record is from RefSeq and is a predicted model, not a curated record. Gene Ontology annotation, molecular function: 1-acylglycerol-3-phosphate O-acyltransferase activity. The transcript has 7 exons. NCBI's taxonomy places the organism in Eukaryota, Metazoa, Chordata, Aves, Eurypygiformes, Eurypygidae. The annotation marks the transcript as partial.
GGACGAUUAUUCUGAGUGACGGCCCUUGCACGCGCUUCUGAGCGGUUAUCAUGGGCUUCAUUGCCUUUCUGAAGACCCAGUUCAUAGUUCACCUCCUCAUCGGGUUUGUCUUUGUUGUGAGUGGACUGAUCAUUAACUUCAUUCAACUAUGCACACUAGUCCUCUGGCCCAUAAACAAGCAGUUUUAUCGCCGAGUAAACUGUCGCCUUGCCUAUUCGCUAUGGAGCCAGUUGGUCAUGCUGCUGGAAUGGUGGUCAGGCACAGAGUGCACCUUGUUCUCCGACGAGGCCACGGUGAACACCUUUGGGAAAGAGCACGUCAUCAUCAUCUUGAAUCAUAACUUUGAAAUCGACUUCCUGUGCGGCUGGACUAUGACGGAGCGUUUCGGAGUGCUGGGGAGUUCCAAAGUUCUUGCUAAGAGAGAGCUACUAUAUGUGCCCCUAAUUGGCUGGACGUGGUACUUCCUUGAGAUUGUUUUCUGCAAAAGGAAAUGGGAAGAGGACAGAGACACGGUUAUUGAAGGAUUAAAACGUUUGGCUGAUUAUCCGGAAUAUAUGUGGUUUCUCCUGUACUGUGAAGGAACCCGUUUUACAGAGACCAAGCAUCGUAUCAGUAUGGAGGUGGCCGAGUCCAAGGGGUUGCCCAAACUGAAAUACCACCUGUUGCCCAGAACCAAAGGUUUCACCACUGCUGUCCAGUGUCUCAGGGGAACAGUUUCAGCAGUGUAUGAUGUAACACUGAAUUUCAGAGGAAACAAGAAUCCGUCUUUAUUAGGAAUUCUUUAUGGAAAGAAAUACGAAGCAGAUAUGUGUGUAAGGAGGUUUCCUCUGGAAGAUAUCCCUCAAGAUGAAAAGGAAGCUGCAAACUGGCUUCAUAAGCUUUACCAGGAAAAGGAUGCUCUGCAAGAGAUGUAUAAUCAGGAAGGCAUAUUUCCUGGCCAGCAGUUUAAACCUCCUAGGAGACCAUGGACUCUCCUAAACUUCCUUUUUUGGGCCACAGUUCUCCUCUCUCCUCUCUUCACAUUUGGCUUUGGAGUUUUUGCAAGUGGAUCACCUCUCCUUAUCCUUGCAUUCCUGGGACUUGUUGGAGCAG